AUGACUGGAACUGAAACAAUAAUGGAACAAGAAAAUGUGAACGGAGUAAAAUUAACUUUGAAAGUGAAUAAAAGGCAAAAUUCUCCAACUUCAAGACAGUUCACGAUAUCUUAUAAAAACGUUGAUAAAUCUUCUUUGUGGCCAAAAAUGUCACUAUUUCUUGCAAUUAUAUUUAAUAUUACAGCCUUAAUAUAUGUUCGUAUAAGUCUUACCGCUUUACUAGUCAUAAUUAUAGUUUUUUCAGUCAUAGUAAUAUUUUGGGUGACACACAGUGUUCAGUCUGAAAGUCUUCUAGUCAUCCCAACAGUGGGCAUUCAAAGUUCAAUAAAAUAUGUAUGUGGUAAGGAGGAUAACUUUGUCCCCUGGUCUAGCAUUGAUGAUGUAAUAAUCAAUGAAGUCAUUAAGUUGAACCGUGUAUUGUACUACUUAACACUACUGGUAAAGCAACAUAAUCAAGGUGCAACUGAUUCUGAAGCAGUAAAAUUAAUACCCCUGUUUAAGUUUACAAAGCCCAGGCUCCUGAUGCUGGAGAGGAUAUAUUCAGAGCUUCAGUCGCUUCUAGUGGACGCACAAAAGGAAGUUGCAAUGGGAUCAGGCGAUAAAGGAUAA
This is a messenger RNA of Arctia plantaginis, 609 nucleotides long. Lineage: Eukaryota; Metazoa; Arthropoda; Insecta; Lepidoptera; Erebidae. The record is from the annotation of a GenBank genome assembly.